CCUGACCCUCCUCACGUCCCAUGGUGCCCGGCGGCCGAGGGAUCGACACCUUCAAAGACGGCCCCUGAGCGUCAGAGGGCCAGCAAACCACCCUGAAGGAGCAGCGGAGUCAAGGGUUGGCACUGUGGGCUGUGAGUGACUUGGAAGAGGACAACUGCGUGGACGGAGAGGUCAACCCCACCCAUCUCCACCCAAUACUAGCAUGGCUACAGCGAGCACCUCAGGGCAGAGCAGUUUCGGGCUCGGGAGGAAAAAGAAGAAGCCUGGUCUCAUGGAUCAGAUUACCAAGUUCUUUGGAGGAGACAAGAAGAAAAGGAGCAAGGUGAGCUUCCAUGCAUCUGCAUCUAAAGGAUCGGUUCAGGGGUCCUUCCGGGGUCAUGGGCCCGCCUCACCCCAGCAGUCUUCCGCUCGACGUCGGACCAAGGAAAAUGCUGUGGUGCAUUUCUUCAGGAGCUUGGUUACCUCUCCUCAACCUAAAUCCAGGUGGAGAGACGCCUUGGGCUUGGCCUCUUCGCCGCGUGCCGAGAGCACAAAGUCGCCGGUCAGGAGACGCAGAGACCAAAGCACACUGUCCAGAAUCUUCAACCUGUGAUGCUCUCACCAGAGAUCAGGAGACACCAAGUCCCGUCCACCCCCUAAACGCUGGAGCACCAUCUUCUAAGCUCUCCGCCGAGGAGCAAACCACUGAUCCACCCCCGAUGGGAGAAGAGGAAGAACAAGAAGGGGAAACUGAUUUGCAGGCAGCGGUCUCACAACCUCAAGAAAUGUUAACACACUAACACCAGCCUCCUGUAUGUUUAGACAUUGACAACGUAUGAAAUCCGCUCUCCAAUGAUAUAUAAGUGCUUGUUUUUGUUUGAAUCCAACCGAUAUCUUGUCUAGGUCAUGCUUUUAGUAAAAUAUCUUACUGUAAAAACCACCAAUGGUGCUAGUGUCAGCUGUUUGAGCUUUGUUAAUGUCAGAUUUUUUCAUUUGUCUCCCGUCUUCAGCAUGUUGUACUUGAGUGAAGCUUUGUGUAUCUUGCUGCUUUCUAGGAUCUCUACUCACACAGCAAAUAUACCUUUGGUUUUGUUUCAAUGUGAAAUCUAGACGGGGAUCUGUCCACUGUGGCUGUCGUGCUCGAGUGAAAUUGUAUGUUGCAAAGCAUUUGAAAACACAACUGGAAACCUCCAGAAUAUGAGUUAUUUUAUUUUUAUGUAACAGUUUGUGUUUUAUUAUGCUUCCUGUAAUUAAAAAAAUGCAAAUUCAAGUCUCUUAAAGAAAUAAAAUGCCCUUUUCAAAUGCACUGUUACAUAACUAAAGAAUGUCCUAAAAAACUGGUCUGCUCUCUUAUGUGUAGCUUUUGCAUGGAUCUCAUGUAUUAUCUGUUUAAAUACAACAUUAAUUAAAUGUAAUAUUAUUUGUGUUUCAUCAGGAAGAUGACAAGCAAAAGUUGUAUUUGAUGGUUGGAUUGUAAGUGGUUCAAAGGUCUAAGGCAGAAGCCCCCAGAUGGAAUGAGAAGCACUGAUGGACAGUAUAGUGAAUUCAAAUGUUCUGAAGUAUUAUUUUUCCAUUUCAUUCUGUUAAUAAUAAAUAAUAAAAGAAAUGUAAUUGGUUGUUGCUGUUUUUGCUGACAUGAGAUGCUCCAAGAGUGUUAUGUUUCCUCUUAAUGUAAAGCUCUGUUUUUAAUGUGCAGCCAAACUAGAAAUAAACACAUUGUCUUCUCUUAA
Molecule: messenger RNA, 1709 nt
Organism: Eleginops maclovinus (Patagonian blennie)
Lineage: Eukaryota; Metazoa; Chordata; Actinopteri; Perciformes; Eleginopidae
Gene: mbpa
Product: myelin basic protein a
Exons: 7
Coding region: 203-592 (129 amino acids)
Molecular function (GO): structural constituent of myelin sheath
Source: RefSeq, a predicted model, not a curated record